AUGCAAUCCAGCGCUGUGAACAAAGCUCAAGCAUCGCUAAAGAUGCGGGUGAAAACACUGGGCUUCUGCUUUAUCCAGGUGCUCAGAUGCAUAUUGCAUCUCGCCUUCAUUCUAGAAUACAUCUUCACCGAAAUCUGGCUGUGGCAAUUAUUUUACGACUUUGGCCAUCGCAACCUAACCACAGACCGAGACAGCGCCGCGAUUGCCUUUAUCAUUUUCCUCAUCGCAUCUCUCUGCCAUUGUCUCGGACUCGCUAUGGGCAUGUUGAACUUGUACGGUUGGUCUAUAGCGCCUUCUUUAGAAUGUGAGGGGAUGAAAAUGGGCAUGUCUCCUGUGGAUUCGGCCGUUCAUUUGAUGGUUCUUUUCUGUAUUUCGGGAUUUUAUACUUUUGUCUACUGUUCGGUAUCAUGGUGGCUUCCGACCUUUCAGGCCAACGGAGAAGCAGAGAACACCAGAUACUGUAUUGCAUGCAUCCGUAUCAUGGCAUUUGAGGCCUUAUGGGCAGCUGUAAAAUUUGGAAUUGCGAUUUUUGUCGAGCGAAAUGAAUCGCAAAGCACGGAUUACACAAGCGUUGAGAAGGACAUUGAGAAGGAUUUGAUGGAAGUGGAAAGGAAUACUACUGAGAGGCCUGCUGAAAAGUGUGCGUCUGCAGACGAGAAACCGACCUCUGUCUAA
Trichoderma virens Gv29-8 is the source of this 675-nucleotide messenger RNA. RefSeq lists its product as uncharacterized. The record is from RefSeq and is a predicted model, not a curated record. The transcript has a single exon. Lineage: Eukaryota; Fungi; Ascomycota; Sordariomycetes; Hypocreales; Hypocreaceae. The coding region runs from base 1 to 675 and encodes 224 amino acids.